This is a messenger RNA of Syngnathoides biaculeatus (alligator pipefish), 3466 nucleotides long. RefSeq names its product voltage-gated potassium channel subunit beta-3. The record is from RefSeq and is a predicted model, not a curated record. Gene Ontology annotation, biological process: regulation of potassium ion transmembrane transport; potassium ion transport. Bases 470 to 1783 code for a protein of 437 amino acids. The transcript is spliced from 14 exons. NCBI's taxonomy places the organism in Eukaryota, Metazoa, Chordata, Actinopteri, Syngnathiformes, Syngnathidae. Gene Ontology annotation, cellular component: cytoplasm; membrane; voltage-gated potassium channel complex. Gene Ontology annotation, molecular function: voltage-gated potassium channel activity; potassium channel regulator activity; transmembrane transporter binding.
UUUUCCCACCUUGCGACGAAAAGAAGAAUCCAAGGGAAAUGCUGAAUUUAGAGGCCAAGUGUGAGGAUGUGUGUGUCAUUGCUGCAGCACGCGGGCAAGCUCUCCGGCUCAAGGUGGGAACAACUCACCUCAGCUGAAGAGGAGACAGAGCUCCGGGAACCAUCCCAGUGUUUCUUUUUGUUUUUUCCUAAAGUGGACUGCAGCCCCGAUGUAUCUUGAGAGCGUGAAAACUCAGAGAACCUUCUGCCAGGUUUGCCUCAGCAGGCAGGAGACGGAGCAGACGGCAGCUCUGCAUGUGUCAUGUUAGAGGCAGGACACUUGCCUGCACCCCCUGCCCCUGGAACACUCGGACAAAAUCUUUAACCUGGGCCCACAGGAGUGAUACGAGCAGCGGUACUGAUUUGUUUAGACAUUUGUGAAGUCAAAGGUUCGACUCCCAAAGUCAAGCCCCGCGGAAACCAGGGUCAGGAUGCAAGUGUCCUUCGCCUGCACCGAGCACAACCUCAAAAGUCGCAGCGAGGACCGACUUUGUGGCCUCCGCACCGCUCCGCCCCCGGGAGGCAGCAGCGGAGGAGUAGGAGGAGGUGGCGGUGGAGGAGGGGGUGGUGGCAGCGGAGGUGGUAGUGGUGGAGGAGCGGGCGGAGGAGGCGGCGGAGGAGGGAGCGGACAAGAGCGCAAUGGCAACUACACGUCGCAAGGGUCGGUCAAGGCCAGGGAGGGCCCCGGACCGCGCCAGACCCCUCAGGGCCACGCGCACAUGAAGGAGGCCAUCGGGCGCCACACUAGUAUGAAGUACAGGAACCUGGGCAAAUCCGGCCUCCGUGUGUCUUGCCUUGGCUUAGGCACAUGGGUGACGUUUGGAUCACAAAUAUCUGACGAGAUGGCAGAAAACCUGAUGACUUUAGCGUAUGAGAAUGGGGUCAACCUAUUUGACACCGCAGAGGUUUAUGCUUCUGGAAGAGCAGAGAUCACACUGGGGAACAUAAUCAAGAAGAAAGCAUGGAGACGCUCUAGUAUUGUCAUCACUACUAAGAUCUACUGGGGUGGCCAAGCCGAGACAGAGCGAGGGCUCUCCAGAAAGCACAUCAUUGAAGGUUUAAGAGGAUCCUUAUCAAGACUCCAGCUCGAUUAUGUGGACAUCGUUUUUGCCAACAGAAACGAUGUCAACAGUCCAAUGGAAGAGAUUGUGCGGGCCAUGACGUUUGUCAUCAACCAGGGCAUGGCCAUGUACUGGGGCACCUCACGCUGGAGUGCCAUGGAAAUCAUGGAAGCCUACUCUGUGGCCCGCCAGUUCAAUUUGAUACCACCUGUGUGCGAGCAGGCAGAGUAUCACUACUUCCAGAGGGAUAAAGUCGAGGUGCAGUUGCCUGAGCUCUACCACAAGAUCGGUGUUGGAGCCAUGACCUGGUCACCACUGGCGUGCGGAUUAAUCACUGGGAAGUACAGCGAUGGAGUGCCAGAGUGCUCCAGAGCAGCAAUGAAGGGCUACCAGUGGCUGAGGGAGCGAGUGAACAGUGAGGAGGGGCGCAGGCAACUGGCUAAAAUCAAGGAGCUCCACCUACUGGCAGACAGACUGGGAUGCACAGCCGCACAGUUGGCCAUCGCAUGGUGUCUUCGCAGUGAAGGAGUCAGCUCGGUGCUCCUGGGUGUUUCAAAUACAGACCAGCUGCUGGAGAAUCUGGGCGCACUGCGGAUUUUAUCCCAAAUGACCCCACAAACAGUCACAGAGAUGGACGCCGUGCUGGGAAACAAGCCCCACUUGAAGAAGGAGUCUCGCGCUUGAACAUCCCGCAAGAAGAAUGACAAAGAAGACAAAAACUUUGCUUUUUCCUCUGCUGUAUACUCAACAACUUGCAUGUCCUCAGCAACAUUAUGCUUCCGGAAUGAGCGCAUCAACCAUUGCGCGCAGUACACCGUCUCAUGUAUGGGGAGAAAAGAAAAAUCUCGCAGUUGUUAAUCAGAACAAAAGCAGCUCAUAUUAAUACUCAUUGACAGGAUAAUUGUGUCUACAGUAGAGAAGUUCCAAGGCUAUAGUGAGAGGUCACAAAAAGCAAAUAUGGACUUUUGCUAUGAAAAGGGGGAAACAACACACAGCCUCUGUGCUUAAAUGCAACCUGACUGAGCUAGUGGUGCAUUUGCCGCAAGUGGGAGUCUCCAGCCUCCCUCCAACCGCACAUUUUUAUGGUCUGAACUGUGCGGCCAGCAGAAAAAGAUGCAUCAAGAGGGACAGUGGUUAGUUCAAAUUUGACGUCCCCAACAUUUGCCAUUGUGUGCAUGCGACUGGUCUGGCAAACAUUCACUGCUUUACCAAGUUGGGCACAGUGGAUCACUUGUGAGGUUAAAAAAAAUAGGAUGAACACAUUACUUGCUUUUUAGAAAUAGGCGGAUUAUUCAGAGGUAUGAAAAAAUGCACUAAAGAACACAAGAAUAUAGUUUACAAAGUUUGGCUGCGAAAUCCCGAUCUUGAUGAAAAUGAAUGCAUUUAAAAAAAAUAGCUGAGAGUUUGAAGUUUUUGAGUUAUCACUCGUAUUUCCAUGCAUUAUUUUUAAUGGAGCGGUGUGUUCACCCUCUGAGAACAUUUUCAAACACAGCUGGUCUUUCGCAGUCUUUUUUUUUUCUUGCCUCCUCUGUUCCUCAAUUGUCCGCAUGUCCCUUUAAGAAAGAAAAUCCUCAAGCCUGACUUUAAGGCAAAGGAUCAAAGAUCUACAUCCCGAAAUGAGAAGAAACAAGACUAUUUGGGACCACCAAUUGUAAAAGUCUUGCAAAGAUGACAAGGGGUGAUAGUUAGCUAAUGUAUGCUGAGGGUUUUAUUUUUGGUUUGUUUUUGUUAUUUUUUAAACAUGGAAGCCUUUUAUAACUUCAUCUGUCUGGGAAUUUCUGUGUUGGUUUUCUCGAUUCUGAGCUUUGGAUACUCUUGUUUUCAUGCCUUUUCCUUUGGUUUUCUAUGACAUCUAUGUAGAGUUAUGGGCUGUGUUCCUUUUGUCAAUUCCCAUGAAAAUAAGCGUCAUCAGGAAACUUGAGUGGGGAAUGUUUGGGUGACUUGUUCAGGUUGGCGCACAAUUAAAGUGUAUAUAGGCCCAACCUGUUUGGCUGCACUGCAAACAGGUUCAUCAAGGAAACAUGAAGGACUUAUCCUCUCUUACUCUGUGACCGUCUAUACAGUCCGACUGCGUCCAGUGUACAUGAACUGUUCAAUCCAUUUUAUGAAAAUGUAAACUUUGCCUGCAUAACUUCUAUUUUACUGUCUUGCAACAAAGAGAACGCGCGAUGAGGGGCAACAAUUCAUGCUGAACAUGCUGAAUGUAACAUGUCUGUUGCGGUGUCUACAAAGAAAGCGCAUUACAUGAUUUAAAGGGUCAUCUCUGUUGUUUUUGUCUUUUUAACAACAGAAGGCGUUCACAUCAUCAAAAGGUUGUCCAGGGCUCAUGUAUAUGCACAUCCUGCUAGGAUACGAUUACUGUAUGUU